Messenger RNA from Cantharellus anzutake, 372 nucleotides. RefSeq lists its product as uncharacterized. The transcript has a single exon. The coding region runs from base 1 to 372 and encodes 123 amino acids. Lineage: Eukaryota; Fungi; Basidiomycota; Agaricomycetes; Cantharellales; Hydnaceae. The record is from RefSeq and is a predicted model, not a curated record.
AUGCCUGAUCCGCCCCCUGCCAGGCUCUCAGCCCCGGAUGCUACACUGCCCCUUGACCCUGGACGAGUCCCUGACACUAUAGACAUGUCUUCCUCUUUGUCUGAGAGGCAGUCUUCGGACGAUCUGUCACUAGAUGUUCCAUCCGCGCUGCUGGUACUUAUCGCGCUGCGGGCAUCUGUGCUGCGGUUAUUCAUGCUGCAGGUAUUAAUGGGGCUAAUCCCCGGAGCUGCAAGAUCUGCACUCUCAAUGACAGGGCUGAUCCCCGGAGCUGCAGGUUCUGCACUCUUCACGAUGGGGCUAAUCCCUGGAGCUGCAAGUUCUGUGCUCUUCAAGCUUGGGAAGCCACUUACCGGAUCUAUCUCGUAUCCAUAG